AUGUCGCUUCUCUGGGUCCUGACCAACUUGGUGCGCUGGGUGCGCCUCAAGAUUUACCAGUAUGAGGUGACCUUCGCUAUCUAUAUGCUCACCCCAACCGAAAAGUUCAUCUUCAACUCCCUCCUCCUGACUCUCAUCACCAUGAUCGCCACCGGUAUCUACAUCUACCUCCCAGACCACAUUCGGGCCAUCUACGGCCAUCUGUACUACUACUGGGUCGGCGAGCGUCCUUUCAUCUCUUCCCGGCUGACCUCGAUGAGCUCGGUCUUCGGCGAGGCCGCCACCCAGAGCCUGGAAGUGGUUUACGAGACUGCCAAGAACGCGGCCGCGACGACAACACAACAUCUGGCCGAAUUGUGA
This is a messenger RNA of Penicillium macrosclerotiorum, 360 nucleotides long. Its product is annotated as serine palmitoyltransferase small subunit family protein. Bases 1 to 360 code for a protein of 119 amino acids. NCBI's taxonomy places the organism in Eukaryota, Fungi, Ascomycota, Eurotiomycetes, Eurotiales, Aspergillaceae. The record is from RefSeq and is a predicted model, not a curated record. The transcript is spliced from 2 exons.